AUGCCUGGCAUCCUUCCGAUGAAGGUGAUCAAGUGUGUGAAUGUGGGAUUCGAGUGCAAGACUAGCGACAAGCUCAGUCGUCGAGCGUUUCCUCGCGGUUACACAGAGUCGCUCGAGGAGCGAGUACGUGCGCUGGAGUCUGAGGUCCGCGAUCUCAAGGACUUGCUAGACGAGAAGGAUGAGAAAAUCGACAUGCUCUCACGGAUACACUCGCAUUCAUCACCUACCCACGCGCUUCCUAGAUCAUCGUCGACUCCGACCUCAGAGAUCCGUGAAGAGCCGCAAGAGAAAGAAGACACUUUUAAAAUACAACAGUCGCCAUUACUGCUUGAUGACGAAAACCGAGACACUUACUGCGUGGGAAGCUCGAGUGGAAGAGCGCUCGUUGAAUCAUUCAAACAACGUGCGCAAGAGUCUGGCAGGUCCUGCUCAGAUGUCAACUCAAAUGCCUUCUUUGGUACCGGAUCAAAAUCUUCGGUACCGCAUUCACCGAAGCGGGCCAUUUCGUUCAAGGCGCCACCACGCCUUGUGUCCGACCAGAUGAUCAACAUCUUCUUCCAGGAAUGGGCACCGUUGUUUCCUGUGCUGCAUCGACCAACCUUCCUUUCGCUGUAUGAGCAGUAUGUCGCCAGCCCGGAUGCUAUGACCGACAAGAAAUCUAUUGCUAAACUCAACCUCGUUUUCGGUAUCGCUGCGCUUUCUAGCGACCCCCGUGAUGGCCAGGAUGUCGAAUCCUUCGAAGCGCAGUGGCAAGCUGCAUUGGAAGGCUUUAUGAUGGACAACGACAUGGCUACGCUGCAAUGUCUAGUCCUAGCUCAGAUUUACUGCUUGCUCAAAGCGGAUUACUCUAAACUUCUCAAGUACAAGGGGCUCGCCAUUGGUCUCUCACAACGACUCGGCUUGCACCAAUCGCAGAAGAGAUUCGCGCUCGGAGCAUUGACCAGCGAGACACGCAAGAAGGUCUUCUGGUCGCUUUAUACCGUAGACUGUUUCUCCGCCGCUCACCUGGGUCUUCCCAAGCUUCUACGGGAAGAGGACGUACACUGUGAAUAUCCAGUGGAUGCCGAUGAUGAAUAUGUUACCGAGAAGGGGUUCCUUCCGACACUGCCAGGAGAGUCCACAAAACUCUCGAGCGCGCUCGCUCUAUUCCGGCUGUCGCGCAUUCUCUCCAAGGUGCUGGCAGAGCUGUACCCUGCCUCGGCGAUGCACGAGAUUUCUUUCCGUGUUAUCUCUUCGCUUUCCGACGACCUUGAAGAAUGGACGACCAACCUCGCACCGCAUCUCAAACUUACCUUCCAGCAAGAUAAGCCCAGCACCAACGUCACCAGCAGCAGGUCACCCAUUCUGUCCUUGGCGUACAAUCAUAUUCGGUCACUCAUCUAUCGUCCGGUAGUAGUUGCCAAUCUUGGCGAUAAGGGCUCUUCGGCGAUGGUCGCCGUUGGCGAUGCCUCUAAGCAUAUUGUGCAGAUCGUUCAAUUGCUUGAUGAACGCAAGUUGAGCUUCUCCUUCUGUCUCAACAGAAACGAGGUCCUGGUUCAGGCGGGCUUCGGGCUCUUGUUCCAGACGCUCGGUCUCGACCGUGAUGGCAAGCUCAUCAAAGAGUGCAAUCGGCUGAGCUGUACCGUUAUGGACAUGCUUGACAAUGGCACUGCUGCUGGCGCCCACGAGUUCCGACGCGUGGGAUGUUCCAUGAUUGCCAUCCCCCGUGUCAUGGACACGAUGCCUAGUCCGGUCCUAUCCCGUCACAACUCAGAAGGUACCAUGGCCGCUCCUAUGGAUCGCUUCCGUGCCACGCAGAAGUCACUCAAGGCAAUUGCCGCCCGCUUCUCUCCAAGCCAAAUGAAAGCCCACUUGCAGGACACCGCCAGAGAACCGCGUCGCGCCACGCUUCCUACGAUCUCACCGUCCGUAGGCGCCCACGCGAGCCAGUCCUCUACCAGCCUCUCCUCCAUCCGCUCCGAGCCCCACCACCAAGCCGAACCGACACUCAGCCCGCUUUCCCACCGUGCCUCCUUCUCCCACACUAAGCGCCGCCCCAGCAACCUCUACCAAAGCCAAAACCGCAACAUCGACUUCCUCUCCUUCGGCCCUGACCCACUCGCGAGCUACCACAUGCCUCACCACACCAUCAACAAAGCAGAUGUCUCGCCCUCCGACUGGGAACGCCUCCUCUCAUCCCUCGACAACGGCCAAACCAACAUCUACGAUUCCAUCUACGGCGGACCAACAGCUGACGCGCUGCUCGACAGCGUGCCGCUUUCCGCAGGUGCCGAGUCGAACCUCGCUUGGUCACCUAACAUGUGGAACCUGGGCUACAACGAGCAGGCACCCCCACCGCAGAGCGUCCUGAGCUUCAGCGACGAGAGCUUGACGAGCGGAGAAGAGUUUGCGAAUUCCGUUGGUGAUUACGGGUCGACGCCUGGGAGCGAGAAUUUCAAGGGCUACCAAGGCAUCGUGAUGCCUAAUUUGGGCGCUCAGGACUCGAUUGGUCUUGCGGGGCUGGAUGGUAACUUUGGGUUGUAA
Messenger RNA from Didymosphaeria variabile, 2523 nucleotides. RefSeq names its product DNA-binding transcription factor cat8 (gene CAT8). The record is from RefSeq and is a predicted model, not a curated record. The transcript has 6 exons. NCBI's taxonomy places the organism in Eukaryota, Fungi, Ascomycota, Dothideomycetes, Pleosporales, Didymosphaeriaceae. Gene Ontology annotation, molecular function: zinc ion binding; DNA-binding transcription factor activity, RNA polymerase II-specific; DNA binding. Gene Ontology annotation, biological process: DNA-templated transcription; regulation of DNA-templated transcription. The coding region runs from base 1 to 2523 and encodes 840 amino acids.